Molecule: messenger RNA, 496 nt
Organism: Oppiella nova
Lineage: Eukaryota; Metazoa; Arthropoda; Arachnida; Sarcoptiformes; Oppiidae
Source: the annotation of a GenBank genome assembly
CUUUUAAAAAAAAUCGUUAAUUAAUUGAGUUUUGGUUUGUUUUGUCGUAUCGUUUGACAAUCACUUGAGACACUCACCCGUGGUUUGCGUUGAAGACAAUUGUCUGCACGUCUUGUGUCCCAAAAUGUCUGCCGAAUUGGAGGACAAUAAUGUCUUGAAGUUAUCCAAAACUGAAGCCAAGGAACUGCUCCAGAAGUGGAGGGAAGAGAACGCCCGACACUCGGAACAAGUGAGGGAUAUCUGGAUGAACAUCGACUUCGGCGGUAGUCUUGGAGACGAGAAGUGGCAGGUCUUGGAGCAGGUGUGCGUCGCCGCCAUCGACCUCCACGACAACGAACUCAUCAAAGAAUGUCUGCAACAGUUAGACAGCAAGUUCCCCAACAGUUGUCGCGUCAAACGGCUGAAGAUUAUGGCGAAACUGGAGUUAAGAGAGCGCUUCGAAGACGCCCUCCAGAUGUACGACCAGAUGAUCGCGAAAGACGAGUCCAAUUCCCUU